Zea mays is the source of this 2285-nucleotide messenger RNA. RefSeq lists its product as uncharacterized. The record is from RefSeq and is a predicted model, not a curated record. Gene Ontology annotation, molecular function: GTP binding. The transcript is spliced from 11 exons. Lineage: Eukaryota; Viridiplantae; Streptophyta; Magnoliopsida; Poales; Poaceae. Bases 237 to 1883 code for a protein of 548 amino acids.
AAACCCCGGACGGGCCUACCGCCGUCAGCCGCAUCCGCGAUUCCGUUCACCUUCACGGCUUCACCAGCCUGCGCUCUCUCCUCUCAGCGCGACGACUGGGUGGCGGGGCUACCGCCGCCGCCGCCGCCCGACACCAAGUGCCGAGGUUUUCGUCGGUCUCUUCGCCGGCGACGAGCUCCAACCAGGUGCUAGCGCGGUACAAUUUUCGAGAAUUUGUGGUGUUGAACUGAACCUCCAUGACACAAGCUAAACCUGCCCCUAGUGGCAAGAGGAACUGGAGCAGUGGCGGGACUGCCGCUGGAAGGAAGAACAAGGAAAGAGGAGAUGACAAAGCAAAAGGAAUCAGGGUUGCUGGUUGGAACAAGGGCGACAAGAAGAAAGAAGACAAAGGGCGACAAGUAAGUGCGGGAUCGAAGAGGCGGUGGAGUGAGGGAGUGCCCCGGGUUGGUGUGAAGAGGGCUGUGUCUGGGUUUGACAGGAGGAAGAGGAAGAUCGAUGAUGACUCGUGGGAUGAUGAUGGUGGCAAGGAUGUUUCAUCUUCCAAAUCAAAGUUUACCAGAAAGUGUUCUUCCACAAUAAGCCGUCGAAAGGUUUCUCCUGGAAAAGGUGACAGAUUGAAGUCUCAAACGUUGUAUGAGGAUGACUACCGUGCAGGGAAAAGGAGUAUUAGCAAAGUUUCUGAUGUUAGUAGAGGGGUCAAGAGUCGACUGGUGAAUUCUGUAGCAUCCAAAGGGAAGAAGCUUGGUGCAUCCGAAGGAGUCAUACGAACAAAGAAGGGUGGUGCUAAAGAAGUUGAUUUGGAUGAGGAGGCUGUUAAUAGCAAGAAGUCAGAUGACUUGGAUCUUAUUAUUGAAGAAGAGAAGCCUCGCCCUCGCCUUACUCGAGUACUGGACCAGACUGGUAAGAAAAUAAAGCCCGCUAAGAAGGUUGUAGUUCCUGACAAUGAGGAACGUGCUCCUCCUAAGAAGAGAAAGCGAAUGAAGCUAGAUCCUUAUGACACUUCAAACAAACGGAUUGAAGAUUCUUCUAUCCAAGAUGUUUCCAGUGCAGAGAAGGUUCUCGUGAAUUGUACACCUGAAGAAGAGACUGAAAUGUCAAUAAAUGCAAAAUUUCGUGCUAUACAGCCAAGUUCCUCAAUCCUUUCAUAUGUGGAAGAUAAUUUACUAGGUCGUAGGCGCUUAAUUGAGAUAAAAAAUGCUGGCUACAAUGUCAAGAUUUCUGCUCCUCUGGAUAACGUUCCCUUCUCAACCAGCACAGAACGUGAACGCAUAGAAGACAGUGCGUUCAGAAAUAAGCUGGAAUUCUUUGCUGCUGCAAAGAUCUCUUCCUCAUUCCCCACUCCAACACUCCCAGAGAUAGCAUUUGCAGGUGUAUCAAAUGUUGGUAAAUCCUCACUCCUAAAUUCACUUACAAGACAAUGGGGUGUUGUGCGAACAUCAGAUAAGCCUGGACUUACUCAGACAAUAAAUUUCUUUCAACUUGCUUCAAAGUUAUGUCUUGUUGAUUUACCUGGAUAUGGUUUUGCUUAUGCAAAGGACGAAGUUAAGGAAUCGUGGGAGGAACUUGUGAAAGAGUAUGUUUCGACCAGAGUUGGCCUAGAAAGGGUGUGCCUUCUUGUGCACACUAAACGAGGAAUGAAACCGUUGGACUAUGAGCUUGUAGACUUAAUGGAAAGGCACAAGACGCCAUACCAGAUUGUACUGACAAAGACUGAUUUAGUUUUCCCUAUUGAUGUUGCUCGUCGUGCCGUGGAAAUCCAAGAGAGCCUGAAGAGGAAUAAGUCAGUGGUAAACCCAGUGAUGAUGGUGAGCUCUAAAACAGGAGCUGGCAUACGCAACCUGAGAGGCGUGCUUGGAAAGUUAGCUCGCUUCAUCAAACCGUAGCAAAGCUGCAGCCAAUUUCGGAGUCUGCGUCGGUCGAGACCGUGAGAGGAAACUCACACCAGGCUGUCUUAGGCAGGUGCCGCGCUACGUCAACGCUCUAACCAGUCCACCGCCACAAGCUUCGUCUGCAUCAGUUGAGACUAUCGAAGACUUGCUGCAAGCGUUCCUAGUUACGUUAUGCUUUGGAGCCUAGCUGUAUCACAGGCCAUUCCGGUAGGAUUGAACUGUUCAACUUUUGAGUGGAUUAUGCAAUGCUCAGAUUAAUCCAUGAAACAUUUGAGUUUCCCCAUUUGGAUAUACGGAAUCGUACAUCCUUAAAAUCCAUUAUGCAUCGUUCCUUGAUGUACAAUACUUUUUCAGUGAUGAUUCAUCACUCAUCAGUCAUUGAUGUUUUAUGUGUUC